AUGGUUGUACACCCGGAUCUCAACAGAACAGGGUACCGAGUCAUGCAUGGUACUUCAGAGUCUUUUAAAAACCCGUCUUCACAGAUCGUUCACAGAACGGAACAGACCAUCAAAUUAAGAACUCAUUCUCAGGCAUUUCUACCUACUGGUGAAACUGUCAUGGCGGACGUGCAUUUUAUCGUCAUGUUUCUCUUACCAUCAUUUGUGUAUAUGCAUGGCGUGUCUACUCAAGAUGCAAGAAUUGUCAACCAUUGGAAAUCCGUGAAUUAUUCUUGGCCGAACGAAUCUGUCAAACAAAACUACAUAAUGAAGAAGAAAUUCAUUGUUGAAAAUAAUAUUAUUUCUGGAAUUAAGGUCUUGGAUGGAAACGUUUACGUCACCGUUCCCAGAUGGAGGCCGGGUGUCCCAUCAACGCUGAACAAGGUCAUUACCGACCCUACAAAUACAGAAGAAAGUAUUUUGGAACCAUACCCUAACUGGGAAAUGCAGACAUUGGGAGACUGCAAUGCCCUCCAGUAUGCUCAGAGCAUGGAAGUUUAUCCUAACACAGGGUACAUGUGGAUAAUAGAUGUUGGACGUACGGACACCCAAACGGAUCAUCCACAAAACCUAUGUCCAGCAAAACUCAUCAUCUACGACGUCCGAAAUGACAAGCUAGUUCACGUGCACGAGUUCCCCGAUGCCGUCGUGCCUAGAACGUCUAAUUUUCUGAACGAUAUUGUUUUAGAUUACGUUAAUGGCGUCGCUUCUUUUGCGUACAUAACUGAUUCUGCCGCCGCCAAGCUGAUUGUGUACGACCAUGAGAGGGAUGUGUCUUAUUUCUUCAAACAUCCAUCAAUGGAAGUAGAAGAAGGUGCCGAAUCGAUUUUAGUCGGUGACAAUAAUUUAACGAUGAGAGUCCAUAUCAAUGGAAUUGCCAUGAGCUAUGACUUCCGGUUCGUCUACUUCUGCGCGUUGAAUGCCUAUUCACUGUACAGGGUGCCGACGAAUGUGCUUAGAAACCAACCAUCAACCUUCUCUGUGGAAACAGUCGGUCAGAGAAAUGAUCUAACUGGCGGGAUGGUGGCUACAGAUAAGGCUUUGUAUUACGGUGGACUGACCAAGCAUGCUGUCAAUAAGUGGCCGUUUUCUCAGAACAGUACCGAAAUGUUAGUCAUCUCCAAUGACACUAGUCUUCGUUGGGUAGAUUCCUUCGCCAUGGACGACCAAGGGAAUCUUUGGCUGGUUGCUAACGGCUUAGAUUUAUUUCUGACAGGAAGAAUGGAUUUUACGAAGACCAACAUGUACAUCUGGAAAAUACCUGUUGGAGAAAAUGGGUACCUAUCUACUGCAAAAUUGCGGACAGCAGCAAACAUUCAUGGCAAUGGAAAUAUGGUGAUUGGUUAG
Molecule: messenger RNA, 1386 nt
Organism: Pecten maximus
Lineage: Eukaryota; Metazoa; Mollusca; Bivalvia; Pectinida; Pectinidae
Product: protein yellow-like
Exons: 1
Coding region: 1-1386 (461 amino acids)
Source: RefSeq, a predicted model, not a curated record